This is a messenger RNA of Daldinia caldariorum, 1824 nucleotides long. RefSeq lists its product as uncharacterized. Bases 480 to 1616 code for a protein of 378 amino acids. The transcript is spliced from 3 exons. The record is from RefSeq and is a predicted model, not a curated record. Lineage: Eukaryota; Fungi; Ascomycota; Sordariomycetes; Xylariales; Hypoxylaceae.
GAAGCACUACAUUUAAACCACAGGAUAUCCGGAUAUAUCAUUAAUCAAGGAGCAUGAAGAUCAUCCACAUAAUGGCUCGAAUAUUCAAGAUAGCUUAGGCAGGUACCUAGGUAGGUGUAUUAAUCUUAUGUCCCAAAAUUGUAAUGAACUACAUGUAUCAUUGGUGGCCCAUGCAGAUUGAUAUGACCUCACUUCCCUGAAGGAAAAAUCAGCUAUCAGGAUGAGUGGCCCAAGCUCCUCGGCUAUACUUGGAUAAAACAUCCUGGGAUGAGAUCAAUGACAUCACGGUGAUAUAAGAUAUGGGCAAGACUCGCUUCACAAAGUAGACAUCUAAGCUUCCACGUCUGCUUCUCAGCUCCAGAGCUAACUAAUCUACCUAAUCUACCUGUCAAUUGAAUUGUUGUCGAGAGCAAGAAUAAACCUGGUUACAUCCUCUCCAGAUAUCCGUACCAAUUUUUGUUCCAAGCGCCACUGCCAAUAUGACUACAACUAGAUCCGGCGCCAAAGUUGGUUCGAUUUCAAAAAGUGAAAAUAGAAAGGGCGUGGGUUCUAAACACCAGCUCGAUACGAAAGCGUCACCGGAAUCUAAGCGGACCAAAAACGAAAGCGAUAAGAAACAGCAAACCAUAGAGGACACUAUCCCAAGCCCUACUGAAGCGUACGGCGACGGUAGCAGCGAUCGGCCGAUCAAAAGGGAAGAGAAGGAUGAUAAGAAUGGGGUGGUUCAGGGGCAAACAGAUCAAAAGAAUGCGGCCGAACAAGAGGGUGCAAGAAAGGGAGUCGUCCCGCCCAAUAUCUUGGAGAAGGGUAUCAUAUACUUUUUCAUCCGCGGCCGGGUAGGUAUCGACGAGCCUAGUAGUCUCAGCGAUAUUCGUCGCAGCUAUAUUAUCCUGCGUCCCUUGGCCAAGGACGCGAGACUUGGCAACGGCACGAUCGACGAUGCUGAAAAUAGCCGCUUAAUUGCUAUCCCGAAGAAGGUAUUGCCGCGGAGUGGCAAGGAUAGGUGGAUUGCGUUCGUUGAAAAGUCGCACGCCUCGUUUAAGACGUUGAAAGACGAGUUCAUCUCUGCGUCGGACUAUACCACCAAAACGGCCGGCGUUCGACACAAACCGGCGGCCAAACCCGUAGCGGAGGGCGUCUAUGCUAUCACGAGUACUGGCCGUGAGUCCCACCUUGCUUAUAUGGUAACUUUACCGAAGAAUCUCGGCGAGGUGCAAAAAGAGAUUGGAUUAAAAGAGAAGGGAAGCUUCAUUAUAAGCACCAGAAACCCGCAAUACGAGCCUCCCAAAGGAAUUGCUCCUCCUCAAGUGCCGAAGUAUCCAAAGGAGAUACAAGACGGCUUCCGCGGCUUGCGUUGGGUCGCUACACGGCCCGAGCAUCUCGACUAUGUAAACACUCAGUUUUUGCUAAUUGGCGAAUCGAGCGGUAUCCAAAAGGCCACGGAGCCUCAAAAGGGCCAGAAGGAGGGUCAAGAGGAUCCUAUAGAGGAGUUAGAGAAGCUAGAAGACGAAGACACUCACCGUAUGCAGAGUCUUCAGGGCGACGACUCGGAUGCCAUCUUCAAGGACUUGCACGUCCGUGCGCAGGAUUAUCCUAAACUCCAGACUACCUUUUAAAACUCGGGAGGUAAUGGUGCGAAAUGAGCUUAUCGAAAUGUAUUAUAGGGAAAGGCGUAUCUUGUAAGAAAUGGGAAAAGGAAUACGAGCUGUUUGAGAUGAAUAGGGCAAUAUUCCUUCUACUUAAGAGGUACAAUACCUGUAAUUAGGUAGGUACCUACCUAGCUUGCCGUGGAUAAGACCCACAAUACAACGAUAUCAAACCCUA